Molecule: messenger RNA, 1414 nt
Organism: Panicum virgatum (switchgrass)
Lineage: Eukaryota; Viridiplantae; Streptophyta; Magnoliopsida; Poales; Poaceae
Product: protein MAO HUZI 4, chloroplastic-like
Exons: 6
Coding region: 570-1277 (235 amino acids)
Source: RefSeq, a predicted model, not a curated record
GGACAAAAGUUUGGAUUCAGAUACCAUGAACCCGGACAUUCUUUCCGUGUGGGAAAUCAUACGAGCAAAGCCGUGCGGCAUGGAUAUUCCCGGGCGGCGACGUGUCGAGGCGGCGGCGCCGUGCCGGCGGCGAGGGACGGGGACCGGGCAGGGGGUAGCCCCCGCACGGCGGGGCACAUGGCCGUGCGUUAGCUUCGCUUGACUCGUGAUGCAAUUCGAUGGAGUCAGCGCCAGCACGAUGCUGGGCUGGGUUGGUGCGGACGGUGCGCCUGCCCACGCGUCCGGCCGCCACCGCCCCGGCCGACCUCCUCCGGUGGGCCCCGGCACCGCCCCCGCCCAGCAUGGCAAGGCCGCGCGCGCGCGCGAGUGGCCUAGUCGGUGAGUGCUCCGGCACUAGCUGCUGAGGCCGGUCGGCUCGUCGGCCUGAGGUGCGCUCGCCACUGCUGCAGAGGAGCAACCGCGCGCUGCUGUUACAAACUACAAAGGGGACUCCACCUGCGCCCCGGCUCGAAUGGCAGCCCACCUCUUCUCCCACCCGCGCCCGCGCCCGCUCCGCUCCCUCCCGAGCCAUGGCGCCCUGCGCGUCCGCGUCCGCCCUCGCGCUCUCCUCCAGCACGCGGGUCAGCCUCCCGCUGACGCUGGCGCUGCGGCAGCGGCCGGAGGCGCGUGCCGCCCGCGCCCUGCUCCGCCCGUCGACCGCGGCCUGCUCGUGGCAGGGGCCCUUGCCGCCCGAGCUCGCCGUGGCGUCCCCUCGUGCCGGCGCCCGCGGCACCGGCAGGGGGCCGCCGCCGUUCCGGCCCCGCGCGUUGAUGACGUCGUCUCAGAUUGCCAGCGCCGCCUUCACCUGGGGCACCGUCGCCGUCCUCCCUUUCUACACCCUCAUGGUCGUCACCCCCAACGCCAGCAUCACCAAGCGCACCGUGGAGAGCAGCGCCCCCUACGUCGCGCUCGGCCUCCUCUACGCCUACCUGCUCUACCUGUCGUGGACGCCCGACACCCUGCGCGCCAUGUUCGCAAGCAAGUACUGGCUCCCUGAGCUGUUGCUUAGAGAAAUGAGACGCUUUCGGCUUAUGAAUACUGCAGCUGCCGGGUAUCGUGAGGAUGUUCGCGAGCGAGAUGACUGUCGCCUCUGCUUGGAUCCACCUCCUCGCCGUCGACCUCUUCGCCGCAAGGCAGGUGUACCACGACGGCCUCAAGAACAACAUCGAAACCAGGCACUCGGUCUCGCUGUGCCUGCUCUUCUGCCCGGUUGGGAUCCUGUGUCAUGUGGCGACUAAGGUACUGGCGGGGGCAGUUGGCCGCUCACAUUGAUGAUUGGAAUUGGGUGGUUGUACGUAGGAUCCCAUUGUUUAGCUGGUGGAUUUUAUGUGAUUUGAAUAUCAAUAAAAUUGAUUCAGUGCACCGAUUCUUUUCA